AUGCCCGCUACGGAGCAAACGCCGCUUCUACGCGAGGAAACACAACAAUAUGCACCCCCGGGCACAGCCGCAACACAGGAUUCCGAAGUACCCCUGGCUCAGGAGCCCAGUACAAAGGAAUUGGUCUUGAUUCUGGGUAGUAUCUGGGUGGGUGUAUUUUUGGCAGCUCUUGAUACUACCAUCGUUGCGACGCUGACGGUCCCAAUAUCCUCGUCCUUUCAAUCCCUGUCGCUGCUUUCCUGGCUGGCAACUGCGUAUCUGAUUUCCAAUGCCGCAUUCCAACCUAUUAGUGGUCGAUUGACCGACAUCUACUCCCGCCGCGCUGGUCUGAUCUUCUCUAACGUCUUUUUCGCCGCGGGAAAUUUGAUCUGCGGUCUGGCAGAAGCGGAAUGGGUCAUUGUGCUUGGCCGGAUUGUCUCAGGGAUUGGGGGUGGUGGAUUGACUGCGAUUUCGACGUUCAUUGUCUCUGAUUUGGUCCCACUUCGGAAGCGAGGUGUAUGGCAGGGGAUUGGUAAUAUCUGCUAUGGUGCUGGCGGUGGUCUGGGGGGUGUGUUUGGCGGUUGGAUCAAUGACACGCUAGGAUGGCGGUGGGCAUUCUUCAUUCAAGUUCCCUUCGUUGUAGUUUCCUGCAUUCUGGUGGCUAUUUCCGUGAAGGUGCCGGUGAAGGGUGACACUACUGGGCGGCUGAAGCGCGUUGAUUUCCUAGGUGCCAUCACGUUGGUCAUCACGCUUGUGACAUUCCUGCUCGGCCUCAAUACGGGUGGUAACCAAGUGCCAUGGACUCACCCUCUCGUUCUUACCACUCUGCCAUUGUCCGCAGUGUUCCUGGGGCUGUUUGUCUAUGUCGAGGCGAAGCUGGCGUCUGAGCCGGUCAUCCCAGUCAACCUGUUGCUCAAUAGAACCGUCCUUUCGGCUUGUUUGACUAACUGGUUCACCACCAUGGCGGUGUUUGGGCUCCUUUUCUACCUUCCACUUUACUUCCAAGUCCAAGGUUUGUCCGCAACCGCGGCCGGUGCGAGAUUGAUCCCUCAAGCGAUUGGAACCUCCUUGGGAUCCAUGGGAACUGGGAUUCUCAUGCGCGCCACUGGCCGCUACAAGACCUUCAGCCAUGCCUCGAUGGCCCUUAUGGUUCUCGGAACAGCACUGAUCUGCACUAUGUCACUUGGCACUCCUGCCUGGCUGCCUUUCAUCUACUUCUUCCUGGGCGGAACUGCCUACGGUGGGAUGCUCACGGUCACUCUGGUUGCGCUCAUUUCCGCUGUUGACCACCAACACCAUGCUGUCAUUACAUCUGCAUCUUAUGCCUUCCGUAGUACAGGAAGCACCAUUGGCAUCACCGUCGCCUCCGCUGUUUUCCAGAAUGUACUUAAAUCCGGGCUUUGGUCUCGUUUCGGUGGUCGCGAGCACGCCAAGGAGCUGAUCUCUCGCAUCCGCGACAACCUGGACGAAAUUCGCAAGCUUCCUUUGGACUGGAGACUGGGUGCACUGGCUGCGUAUAUGGACUCGCUGCGGGCUGUGUUUCUAACCCUUUGUGGUCUGGCUGUUUUGGGAGCGUUGGCGAGUCUGGCGAUGAGAGAGCACAAACUUCAUACGAAUCUGGCCAGACGGGAGCGCUGA
Aspergillus ruber CBS 135680 is the source of this 1617-nucleotide messenger RNA. RefSeq names its product putative MFS multidrug transporter. The record is from RefSeq and is a predicted model, not a curated record. NCBI's taxonomy places the organism in Eukaryota, Fungi, Ascomycota, Eurotiomycetes, Eurotiales, Aspergillaceae. The coding region runs from base 1 to 1617 and encodes 538 amino acids. The transcript has 2 exons. Gene Ontology annotation, cellular component: fungal-type vacuole membrane. Gene Ontology annotation, molecular function: basic amino acid transmembrane transporter activity. Gene Ontology annotation, biological process: basic amino acid transport; transmembrane transport.